Molecule: messenger RNA, 432 nt
Organism: Penicillium subrubescens
Lineage: Eukaryota; Fungi; Ascomycota; Eurotiomycetes; Eurotiales; Aspergillaceae
Exons: 2
Coding region: 1-432 (143 amino acids)
Source: RefSeq, a predicted model, not a curated record
AUGGUUACCGGUAUUGAGGUGACCGGGCUGGUUCUAGCCAUACUCCCUCUCAUUAUCAACCAACUGGACAACUAUGUCCAGGGAGUGGAAACUAUCAAGUCCUUUCGAACAAAAAGGUAUCGGCGAUAUCUGGAUGAACACGCGGCGAUUCUGGGCGGACAAUACGCAAUCCUGAUCAAUUGUCUGGAAGUGAUACUAGAAGAUACAGUUCCCGAAGAUCAAAUUUCGAGACUCCUGGCAAAUACAAGAGAUCCGCUGUGGGCGGAUGUAACUUUCCAGAGACAACUUCAGCAAAGGCUAGGCCGGGACUAUACACCAUUUUGCGACAUCAUGAGCCAAGUUUCUCACACCCUCGAAGAGCUUGCAAGGAAAAUGGAGCUUCCAAUUGGUACUUUAGUGGCUCGAUCUUUUGUCGAUCUUGGCCGGCACUAA